Cephus cinctus (wheat stem sawfly) is the source of this 1697-nucleotide messenger RNA. It is a transcript of the gene beg, whose product is annotated as probable malonyl-CoA-acyl carrier protein transacylase, mitochondrial. The record is from RefSeq and is a predicted model, not a curated record. Bases 409 to 1605 code for a protein of 398 amino acids. NCBI's taxonomy places the organism in Eukaryota, Metazoa, Arthropoda, Insecta, Hymenoptera, Cephidae. Gene Ontology annotation, molecular function: transferase activity. The transcript has 2 exons.
AGUAACGUUGCCAGAUUUUCUAACAAUAGUUCACAGUGGCUGAGAAAUGCAAAUACCUCCAAUAACAAAGAUGAUGCACCAGUUCCCAGAAGUGGCUAUUUCUAGAAAUCGCUAAGCGUAAGAAAUAUAUUUCAAGGAAUACCUCAAAUACCUUAACGUUUAAUGAAUCCUCAUACAUGAUAAUGUAUGCACUUUUGAAGACAAUAUUCGUCUGUACGUAGUUCGGCGCAUGUGCAGUUUAAACAUAGGCUAGCCUAACACACGAGGUACAGUUUAAUAAACAAAGUGUGCCGGUUUUGUAUUUGACCAAUUCACAAUUGAAUGUAUAAUGCCAUCAAUAAAGACACUACAGUAUUGAAAGUAGUCAAACAAAUUUUUCAUUACUGAUACUACCACGUGGAGAACAUUAUGCUUGCACGAAGACUACAACACACUGUGCUUUCUAACCUCUGUAAAAUAUCGCGAUGCCGGUUGAUUCGAUCGUUUUCUGAAGAUGGAAAAAAGGAUGGACCACAAGAUAAUGAGCCCGAGAUUUCCAAACUCUUGGACGAUGCUGCUAAUUUCAAUGAAGCUAAUGACACACAGUGGGCUACUACACCCUACCCUGAGGGUGCAUCGAAGGAACUGGAUGAUCUUGAUGCACCACGUGAAAAGUUGAAUCCUCGAGACAGCUCUUUAAUUCUGUUUCCUGGUCAGGGAAUAUUAAAAGUAGGUGAUGUUAAGGAAUACAUGCAUUUCCCAGCUGCUAAGGAACUCUUUGAGAUAGCCAAAGAGUGUUUGGGUUAUGAUUUACUAAAAAUCUGUCUCCGUGGACCACAAGAGAAAUUAGACAGGACAGAAUACAAUCAACCUGCAACGGUAGUGGCUUCUUUAGCUGCACUAGAAAAGCUUCGUGAAGAAAGGCCACAAGUUUUAGAAACUUGCAGAGGUGUGGCUGGAUACAGUGUGGGUGAACUGACUGCUCUGAUAUUCUCUGGAGCUAUGUGCUUCGAAGAUGGAAUUAGAUUAGUUGGUGUCAGAGCAGCAGCGAUGCAAAAAGCAGCUUCACAAAGUCCUCAAGGAAUGAUAUUUGCCUAUUGUACUCAAACUGCUGAAGUUAGUUCUAUCUGUCAAAAUGCUAAGACAUGGGCUAUGAAUGCAGGAAGUCAAAUCCCUGAAUGCAGUAUUGCCAUCUAUUUAUACACUCAAGCCAAGAUCUUUGGAGGAUGUCAGAAUUCUCUUUUAUACGUAGAAGAAAAUGCAUCGAAAAUGGGAUUACGAAAAUUGAAAAGACUUCCAGUGUCUGGAGCGUUUCAUACAAGCUUGAUGGCACCUGCACAAGAACCUUUAAAAAAAGCCAUACGUACUAUUGAAUAUCAAGAUCCUAUAAUUCCAGUAUAUUCAAAUGUCACUGCUAAACCAUAUACAAGUGCGAGGAAAAUCCCUAAAAACUUGCUGAAGCAGCUGGUACGGCCAGUCAAGUGGGAACAAAUAAUGCAUAACCUUUAUGCACGUCCACCAGGGACAGCAUUUCCAAGAACAUUCGACGUCGGUUCCAAAGGUAGCCUGAAGGCCAUUUUGAAACAGGUGAACGCCAAGGCUUGGGACAACUGUAUAGUAGUAUAGUAAAAAUUGUCCUAAAUCUAAAUAUCAAAUGUUAUGCAUUUUUGUACAUACUUUAUACGUGUAAAUAAAAAUGUGUCGCUUAUAUAAUUGCA